Messenger RNA from Chironomus riparius, 1610 nucleotides. The record is from the annotation of a GenBank genome assembly. Lineage: Eukaryota; Metazoa; Arthropoda; Insecta; Diptera; Chironomidae.
AUGUCAAUGACUGACCGCUGUGAAAGAUUCACAUUAAAUUACAACCUAGAAAUUAUAGUGAGCACAAUUUUCAUUCAUACGGCAUUUAUUGCAAGUCAAUUCGAUGUCGCAGCAAGUUCACAUGAAGAAAAUACAACGAUAAAAAAAAUUGUAGUGCCUCCUGAGAAAAGACCGCCAUCACAUAAUCACAAUCCAGUUAUGAUUGAAUUUAGUAUUUUUGUUGUCGAUAUAAAUUCUAUUAACGUUGAGGAUAUGGAUUUUCGUGUUGAUAUGUUUGUUCAUCAAAAAUGGAGAGAAUCACGAUUGACACUUACUGAUGAUCUCUUUGAGGAUGGCGACGAUUAUGUUACAUUGCCGCCAGAGCAUUUUGAGAAUUUAUGGCAACCCGAUCCAUAUUUCUUAAAUUCAAAAGUUGCUGAAAUCGCAACGCUUACCCACAAGUUUAGUACCGUUACACUUUAUAAGAAUAAAACAAUUCGUUAUGCUGCUCGUUUGCAUGCCAUCAUUGCAUGUCAAAUGGAAUUUCAACUAUAUCCAAUGGACAUUCAAAUUUGUCCAAUUCAUAUUGAAAGCUUUUCAUAUAGCAACUCAAAAGUACGAUUAAAAUGGGCCGAGGCCGGUGUUAAUAUUAAUCCUGAGCUGAAGCUAUUGCAAUAUAAUUUGGGUGCACCAUUGCAAUUAGAAGAGACGGAUGGAUAUAUGCCAGAAAAAGAUGGGAACUUUUCACGCUUGACUGUCUAUUUCCGUUUUGAGCGCCAAAUAGGUAAUGAUGCUAAUAAUUCAAAUGCUACAAAGAUUUUAUUGCCAUCGAUUUUACCAUUUCUAUGCGAUUUAGGACAUCAUUUAAUUCAAACGUUUGCACCAUCGUCAUUAGUUGUUAUGCUAAGUUGGUUCAGUUUUUGGCUUGGACUUGAUGCAAUUCCGGGGAGAGUGACUUUACUUGUAACGUGCAUGCUUACCCUUGUGACAAUGUUUACUGGUGCUGAUAUUCCGCCAGUAGCUUAUGUUAAAGCUAUGGAUCUCUGGAUGGCUGGAUGUAUGGUGUUUGUAUUUGCAGCGCUGGCAGAAUUUGUUGUCGUAAAAGUCCUAGACGUUCAAUAUCAACAGCAAUUGAAAUCAUCAUCAAAACAAACAAUUCUUCCGCUUCGUUUGACGAGUACAAUGGAGAAAGGACAAUGUCAAACAGUAGCCAUGUUUGAUGGAACUAAUGUGCGAUCACGAAAAGCCAAUGCACAAAAUACACCAACACCAGUUAGUCAGACAAACUUACAAGGUAACGGAAAGCCAAUAAACAGAAGGCAAUCCAUAUUAUCUGUAUCGUGGACAGAUAAUGACACAGGGGUUGAAAAAAUUAUGUGGCGUGAAAUUGAUAAGCUCUCGCGUGUUGUAUUUCCAGGUCUCUUUCUCGUAUUCGUAGUUUUAUACUGGCCAAUAUUAUUAUUUAAGACAAGUUCCUAGCAAACAUCCCAAAAUGAUCCAUAUGUUUAUGAUAAUUCGACAAACGAAUGUUAUCAAGAUUGUUGAUUUGCGAGCAUUUAAAGUGAGAUUUUUUAUUAUUGCUCAAUUUAUAAUUUUUAUGAAUUAAGUUUAAUCAAACGCUUUUAAUUCAA